AUGCGGGCCGGCGCGACGAACUACAGCCACCAGGAUCGCAUUCCCCGUCAAUGUCUGGCAGCCGUCGAGUUUAGCGGCAAUACCUACUGGGCUCCUCCCCAUGUGCCCUUUUUCUCCCAUGUCCUUUGGGAGCCACGCUCAGAUGAACCACCAGAGACGGUCGGCAUGGGAAGGUCAAUUGAAGGGCGGGAUGGCGAAGGCUUAUCGCAUAUGACAAUUGCUGUACGGGUCAUCGUGUUGGUUCUAGCAAUUGCAACGACAUUUGUGUGUAUGCUUCGGAUAUACUUGCGCAAGUUCGUUAUAAAACGAUUCGGACUCGAUGACUGGUUGGUGCUGUGUGCUCUUAUCGGAGUAAAUUUGUUCUCUGCGCUUGCGUAUACCAUCACGUACUAUGGGCUGGGACAGGAUUUACAGAACGUAUCCGUCGACGACUUGGCUGUCUUCCUCACGCUCGAAUAUGCCUCGCAAUGCGCCUACCUUGUGAUUGCAGCAGCAGUCAAAGCCAGUCUACUCGUGUUCAUCAUGCGCCUCUUCCCCACUCGGUUCAUCCAGGCCGCUUAUGAUAAGACCAUUCCCAAUGCCAGCUGCUACCCGACUGAGACCUCAUAUGCCAUUCUGAUGAUGCAGGGAGUCAUCAUGUUUGUGCUUGAUGUGAUGAUACUUGUGCUCCCAAUGCGACCAAUCUGGAAAUUGCAAAUGCCGUUAAAGAAGCGGUUACUUGUCAUAGGGCUGCUAUGUGUUGGGUUUACCGCAUGCAUCGCCGCUCUUGUGCGAUUCUCAACUCUUAAAUUUGCCAAUGACACAACGAACUUCACCUACUCGGCCUCGACAUCCCUUAUCUGGAUGGAAGUCGAGUUCAACCUCGGCCUCAUGUCGGGAUCUCUGUCCUCCCUACGGAAACUCUUUAAGAUUCAUGCACCAUUUAGUUCUGCCGAUGCCUCUCAAGGGGAAUCAAGCCAGUCCGCGAGCCUCGAACCCCCCAGAUCCCGACACAGCCGCCUCAAGGGCGGGAUCACGAAGAAGACAGAAAUCAUAAGAGUAUAUGAAACAAGUGAGAGCCAGGAGCAUAUUGCCCCGAUGAAUAGAUUGGGUGAAACGACCAAUACUACCAAUGCAUAUGAGGCGAGGGCGAAUUCAACGAAUCUUUGA
Aspergillus nomiae NRRL 13137 is the source of this 1149-nucleotide messenger RNA. RefSeq lists its product as uncharacterized. The coding region runs from base 1 to 1149 and encodes 382 amino acids. NCBI's taxonomy places the organism in Eukaryota, Fungi, Ascomycota, Eurotiomycetes, Eurotiales, Aspergillaceae. The record is from RefSeq and is a predicted model, not a curated record. The transcript has 8 exons.